AUGAAGCGCGAAGAAACUGUCUCCCCAGAGACGCCAAUGCCUAAGGGCUACGGAUUUCUCAAGAAGGGCAAUACUUUCAUGACAGCGCUCUGUCGCAAAAAAACUCGCGACGCCGACAAGACACUAUAUGUUGUGACGAAGCGCGGCAAACAACAAGGAUUGAGAGCACCAAAAUGGGUUCUAGGGGAAGUCCACUUAGAGGAGAGAGAAACUCGCGAGAAGAGGCGUGGCGCUGUCCGACGGCGUGAUGCAGCCACCGAAGAUGCAUUCGAAUCAGCUACUCUGAGGCUCUUCCCCAAUAUUCCAAAGCAGGAUCUUACCACAAUUCUCAAGCGCACUCUCAGGAAGCGGAGCGGCAGGGUCGGCCGUACGGGAAAGUUGGAUCUGGACAAGAAGGCAUAUCUAGCAGUUCAGGCGCAUGCUCGACACUGCCAUACAGACUACGACAAGCUCCUCGCAGGAGCAUCUCAAAACCGGGACGCCGCCAGGAGAGCUAUUCGUGACAAGGUGUCCAAGCUCUUGAUAGAAUGGGGUGGCGAUCCAACAACGGUGGAAUCAGGAGGCAACUUUGCCCCGAGGAACACCAAGAGGGAGCCCCGGAAGAGUCUGGCAGUCCGAACAGCCGGGAGACGACGCAUGUCCUUUACAGAGGCUGCACAACACAAGCAUAUGCCAGUGCUCAAACAGCUCCCAAAGCAGAGCCGAGUUCCAAAGGCGAAAGAGGCACGGCCGCAGCCACAGUCAAACGUCAUUGAUUUGACGCAAGACUCAGACGGGCCCGAGGAAAGCGGAUCGACAAGUCAGGCAUUUUCCGAGGGCGAGCGCCAGGAUUUGGAGCAGGAUGCUGGCGACGGCUCAUAUGAGCUGUCCGAUGUGGUGGAUUCUGACGGAGAUUAUGAUGUGGACAGCGACUGGCUGCCAGAAUGA
Trichoderma harzianum CBS 226.95 is the source of this 927-nucleotide messenger RNA. RefSeq lists its product as hypothetical. The transcript has a single exon. The record is from RefSeq and is a predicted model, not a curated record. Lineage: Eukaryota; Fungi; Ascomycota; Sordariomycetes; Hypocreales; Hypocreaceae. Bases 1 to 927 code for a protein of 308 amino acids.